GGGGGGAAGCGGCCCGAGAAGCCGCCGCUGAGAGACCCUCGCUUCGCGCCGCCUGCAGCCCGGGCUGCGCAAACGGCGGAGGGAGGAGCCGGAGCUCGAGGUUCGGCCAACUAGACGAGGGGAAGGCGGAGCUUGAGUCUCAGGAGGAGCCUGGGCUCAGCCUGCUCGGUAGUUUCCCCGGAGAGAGGCAGGAGCAGCAUCCCGAGCGAUCGCAGCCCCGCCGAGCAUCCUCUCCAGCAUCCCGAGCCCGGGAUUGCACGGGUGCGGGAGACUUGAAACCAUUCCAGGAUGGCUUAUUUUGGGCUGUUCUCUUUGCUGGCCAUGCAAUGUGUGGUAACAGGGGCAACUUUCUCAGAUGAGCCCAUGGCGGAGUGGUCCGUGAAUAUGUACAAUCAUCUUCGAGCCACUGGGGAAGAUGAAAACAUCCUCUUUUCCCCACUGAGCAUUGCCCUUGCAAUGGGAGUGAUGGAACUUGGGGCUCAAGGAUCCACACUGAAAGAAAUCCGUCAUGCAAUGGGAUAUGAUGGCCUGAAAAAUGGUGAAGAAUUUUCUUUCCUAAAAGAUUUCUCUGACAUGGUAUCUGCCGAAGAGAGCCGAUAUGUGAUGAAAAUUGCCAAUGCCCUCUUUGUGCAAAAUGGGUUUCAUAUCAAUGAUGAGUUCUUGCAAAUGAUGAAAAAGUACUUUAAUGCGGAAGUCAAUCAUGUGGAUUUCAGCCAAAAUGUCGCUGUGGCCAACUACAUCAAUAAGUGGGUGGAGAAUUACACAAACAGUCUGUUGAAAGAUUUGGUAUCGCCAAGGGAUUUUGAUGCUGUCACUCAUCUGGCCCUCAUCAACGCUGUGUAUUUCAAAGGAAACUGGAAAUCCCAGUUUAGACCUGAAAACACCAGAACUUUUUCCUUCACUAAAGACGAUGAAAGUGAAGUACAGAUUCCAAUGAUGUAUCAACAAGGGGAGUUUUAUUAUGGGGAAUUUAGUGAUGGAUCCAACGAGGCCGGUGGCAUCUACCAAGUCUUAGAAAUACCCUACGAAGGAGAGGAGGUCAGCAUGAUGCUGGUCCUGUCCAGACAGGAAGUUCCACUGGCCACACUGGAGCCUCUGCUCAAAGCACAGCUGAUUGAAGAAUGGGCAAACUCUGUUAAGAAACAAAAGGUGGAAGUAUACCUGCCCAGGUUCACAGUGGAACAGGGAAUUGAUUUAAAAGACAUCUUUAAAGCCCUUGGAGUCACAGAGGUUUUCAUCAAAGAUGCAAAUUUGACUGCCAUGUCAGAUAGGAAAGAGCUGUUUCUCUCCAAAGUUGUUCACAAGUCCUUCAUCGAGGUUAAUGAAGAAGGGUCAGAAGCAGCUGCAGCCUCCGGAAUGAUUGCAAUUAGCAGGAUGGCUGUGCUGUACCCGCAGGUUAUUGUCGACCAUCCGUUUUUAUUUCUUAUCAGGAACAGGAAAGCUGGUACCAUCUUAUUCAUGGGACGAGUCAUGCACCCUGAAACCAUGAACACAAGUGGACAUGAUUUCGAGGAACUUUAAAUGAUGAUAUUUGAACAAAAGUAAAUCAGUAGUAAAGCACAUUAUGUUUGCAAUUGGUAUAUAUUUAAGAUCUUUGUUUUAUGGUAUUAUUUAAGAUAAUACUUAAACUAGUUCUGGAUAGAAGUAAUACAUGUGUCCUGUAAGGCAGCCUGUCAAGAAACUUUAUCAGAAUUAAAAUUACGGUUCUGUUGUGUAACAGUGUCUGUUGUGAUGUUGUUAGAAAUAAAAGUCUAUACUGAACUUGUGAACGACCUUUUCAUUUUGGAGGUAGUUGUAGUCUGCACACCACUAUAGCUGAGACUUGGAAACUCUGCUGUUUCUUUAGGAAUUGGAGUAAAGUAAUUCUACAAUGCAAAAUGUAGAAACUGCUGUCUCUGCGUUUCUUCCUGAUCAUGCAGAAUCAACACCAAAGUGAGCAAAUUUAUGUAUUUAAUAAGCAAUAAUGUGAAGUGGAGGCAAGUAAGCCACAAGCAUUGGGACUGUCAUUUACUGUAAGGCUCCAUGACAAAACUUUUAGGAAAAAAAGUUGGGAUAUGUAAAGCCUAUAGGUGUUACUGAUUUGUGUGUAUACUGUAGUUUAUGCUUUUAAAGUCAUUAAAGUAUUCCUGCUGUAUUUGCUUUUAAAAGUUUUAUGUGAAUCUAUAGACCACAUGACUCUAGACACAACCUCAAACAUCUUAUUACGUACUCUCAGUGGCAUCAAGAGCGCCUCCCCCCCACACACACAUGAAGGGAUUGUCUUGUACCAUUUAAGUGAUUUUUUUUUCAUAGUCACACAAAGAUGAAAUCACCCAGUGGCACAUUUCCUAGAAUAUAUCCAAGUAAUCAAGUGGUACCUUGAUGUACCAGCUGCCUAGAUGUUUUUACUUUAUGGAAAAAUCAUUGGUCAGUAUAUCAUAAGGAAUCAAUGCUUCUCAACUGUAGUGUAUGAUGCUGUCACCAGGUCACUUGUUACAAAUACAGGUUCUUAUCCAGGAUGUCUAAGGCAGAGUGGGGAACCGUACCUUUCUCUUUUUAAAAUAUUUUUCUUUAAAAGUCUUUCUUUCAUUUGCAUAUCAACCACAGUUCCCCCUCCCUUUGCUCCCCUCACUCUCCCCACUUACCCACCAACCCAACCACCCAUCCACUCCUCAGAAAGGGUAAGACUUCCCAUGGGGAGUCUGCAUAUAAACCCUCCUCCUUUUCUUUGACUGGACUCAGCCCAGUGCUUAGUUGUGGGUCUUUGCAUCUUCUUCCACCCAUUGCUGGAUGAAGGUUCUAGAACAACAAUUAGGGUGAGACCACACCUUUCUAACAAGCUUCCAAAUGAUGCCACAGGUGUUUGACCAUAGGCUUUGCUAUUUGUCACUUGGGGAACAAAAUUCUACUUAAUGUAAGCAUCACAUGCUUGCUACUCAUAUAAAUCAGGGGGAAAACUCUCAUUUUCACUGACUGAACUUAGAGGGAAUCAGAGUAGGGACAGAAAUGUAAUCUGCAUUAAUAAUACAAUGCCCUUGUCAAGAACUGAUAUAACUUUAAAUGUUUUUUCUAGUACACAUUAUAGAUAAAUGUGAGAUUCUUCUGUAUAUUACAACACUUGAAGUAGUUUUUAAAAAUAUGGAGACAUUUAUAGGCCAUACCCAUGGAAGAAUUUAUGAAUAUCCAAGGACAGAGUACUUAACACUGAAUCUUUUACAGUUUAUAUUUUCAGAAGACUAGCUGUUUAUUCAUAAAUCUUUAUGUUACUGUAAAAUAGAGCACUUGUUUUCAUUUGUAAUUUAUUUAGCUAAGAUGGCUGAUGUUGACUCAGUGUUCACAUUCUGCACCCAGACAGUAUUUAUCACUGUAUUCUUCUUGUGAAUAUUGCACACAUGGCUAUACCUGUAUGUUCAUCAAUUAACUGAAUGUAUUGCCUGUAAGGAAGAAUAAAAAUCAUUAUGCAAUCAUG
This is a messenger RNA of Myodes glareolus (Bank vole), 3448 nucleotides long. It is a transcript of the gene Serpini1, whose product is annotated as serpin family I member 1. Lineage: Eukaryota; Metazoa; Chordata; Mammalia; Rodentia; Cricetidae. The record is from RefSeq and is a predicted model, not a curated record. Gene Ontology annotation, biological process: negative regulation of endopeptidase activity. Gene Ontology annotation, molecular function: serine-type endopeptidase inhibitor activity.